GGAUUCAUUGGUAUUUUGCUAAUUUUCAACGCUAGCGGUAUAACCUGUAAUAUACUUUUUGUUUACCGUACAAGACACAGUAUACAUUUCGUAAACAGUUGACACCGUGUGACGGAUUAAAUUUAGUAGUGAAAAACACAGUACACACUUCGUAAAUAGUUGACAUCGUGUGACGGAUUAAAUUUAGUAGUGACUUUAAAUAUAAAAAAAAUGUCUCCUGUCGAAUUUUCAUUCAGACCGAUGGCCUGCGAGCUUAAUUAUUUAUCAAAUUCCGAUGGCUCGGCUUUUCUUAAACAAGGUGAAACGGUGAUACUUGCUGGAGUUAAUGGUCCAGUGCAAGUUAAACAAACCAAAAGUAUUUACAAUAAAGCUACUGUGCAAGCAGUUUAUGAGACUAAGAAUGAAAAAAGACUUGCAGGUGAUGAAGGUCAGCUUAUACGAUUAUAUAUAGCUAAAACCUGUGAAAGUGCCCUUCUUACAUCAUUACAUCCAUCCACAAUGAUACAAAUAAGUAUUGAAGAACUUGAAGAUAAUGGCAGUUCACUGGCGUGUAUUUUCAAUUCUUCUUGCUUAGCAUUAAUCAACUCUGGUUUAGCUAUGAAAUAUACUUUUGCCGCUGUAUGUUGCAUGAUAGAUGAAGAAUCAAACAACAUAAUUUUAGAUCCAAAUACUUUACAGCUAAAAAAAGCUAAAGCUGUUUUCACAUUUGUAUUUGACAGUGUUAAAAAAGAAUUGAUUACCUGUCAGUCGAGUGGUUCAUAUAAAGAAGAAGAAUUAGUAACUUCAGUAAAAAAAUGUAGAGAAGCAGUUCACCACAUAUUUGAAUUUUACAGAGACAUAGUAAAACAAUAUGCUACUGCCAUAUGAGUUUAUAGAUAGUGUCAAUAGUCAGAUUCUUGUACCACCAAUUUUAUGAUUUUUGAAACAAAAAUGUUUACUGCUUACCAUCAUAUGAAUUAGCUUUUCUUCUAAAUGUUUUAAUUGUUAUGUAAUAUUUACUUGUACCUACUCAUUUUUAAUGUAAACAAAUUAAAACAAAAAGUUAAUGAAUGUAAAAUAGUAUAGGAGCACCAAAAGAAUUUAUCAAUACUUGUUUUUAAUAUUUAAAGCCUUUAAUGAAAAUUGAAUAAAAUAAUUAUUAAAAUAA
This is a messenger RNA of Trichogramma pretiosum, 1147 nucleotides long. It is a transcript of the gene Rrp46, whose product is annotated as exosome complex component RRP46. The record is from RefSeq and is a predicted model, not a curated record. Gene Ontology annotation, biological process: rRNA catabolic process; nuclear mRNA surveillance; poly(A)-dependent snoRNA 3'-end processing. The transcript has 5 exons. Gene Ontology annotation, cellular component: cytoplasmic exosome (RNase complex); nuclear exosome (RNase complex); nucleolus. NCBI's taxonomy places the organism in Eukaryota, Metazoa, Arthropoda, Insecta, Hymenoptera, Trichogrammatidae. The coding region runs from base 211 to 867 and encodes 218 amino acids.